CUCACCGUGAGAGAGGAGAUGGUCAAGCUGGCAUUGCGCGUGAUCUGUGCUGGUGCUUGUUUCGGCACCCUCGCCUACGCCUUCCUCCCGCCCACCGCGCGACAACCCACCCUACGCACAUCGCUUCACGCCUCAUCGACUGAUCAGCCUGAUCAGCCCCGCCGCCGGUUCUUCGAGAGUGCUGCUGGCAGUGCGCUCAUCGGCGGAGGAGCCCUCGUGACGCAACACAUCCUUCUGGCACCUCGAUCUGUCGCCAUGGCGCAGGACGUUCCUCCCGGCUUUGAGAAGUCCGCGUCAGGACUCAUGUACCAGGUACACAUACCACACACGACACGCACACUCAUUCGCCCAUCAUGGCAUGUGUGUGUUGGCUUGCAGGUGGUUGAGGCAGGCAGCGGGGGCAAGCCCAACCAGAACCAGAAGGUGCGUGUCGACUACACGGGGUGGCUGGACAACUUCGAGAGCGACAAGAAGUUCGACUCGUCCGUCGACCGACGCCGGCCGUUCGAGUUCUUCGGUCAGUCAAUGAAUGGCACAGGCACACACCGCCCUGCUCCAUCCCAUUACACACGUGCCUUGAUCUGCAGCCGGCGGCGGGCAGGUCAUCAAGGGGUGGGACGAGGCCAUCCUCUCCAUGCAGGUGGGCGAGAAGCGACGGCUGAUCAUCCCCCCCGAGCUGGGGUAUGGCAAGCGCGGCGCCGGGCGGGUCAUCCCGCCCGAUGCGACGCUUUAUUUCGAGGUCAAGCUGCUCGCUUUGCUGUGAGGGGAGGCAGGCAGGCAGACUUGGCGUGGCUGUCUGUUUGGUGUGUGUUUGAAUGGCGAUGGCAUGUAUGUGUGUCUGGGUGAGAAGUCAGGCAGGCAGGCAGGCAGGCAGUUCUGGUGUGAUCGUCACGCGAGUGAGUGACCAAGGCCAACGCCUUUGUUGUAUCUGCGCGACCACCUCUAUGUCACACUGACAUGAGGACGGUGGGCUUGUGCGAGACUUUUCGGGCGAUACAGACCUAUAAUCCUUUUCCAGCUGUUCUUAUUCG
Vitrella brassicaformis is the source of this 1031-nucleotide messenger RNA. NCBI's taxonomy places the organism in Eukaryota, Vitrellaceae. The record is from the annotation of a GenBank genome assembly.